Messenger RNA from Schistosoma margrebowiei, 450 nucleotides. Lineage: Eukaryota; Metazoa; Platyhelminthes; Trematoda; Strigeidida; Schistosomatidae. The record is from the annotation of a GenBank genome assembly.
AUGAACAAGCUUCAAUACUCUUGUUUUAUACCGAUGUUGAUAUCUACAGCAAUUGAAAAUAUGCCAUCUGAGCUGAAUGAAAGCCUUACAAAUGUUCGACAGCUAGACCUACAAGCUCAAAAUAUUUUAGAUUCGCUAUCAGAAACCAUACAGACGUUUUUCGAAAACUGCAGGUUUGGUAGACUCUUAGAAUAUGAGAAAAGUACUCAGAUUCUUAAUAUUACUCGGGAAUAUGAGCGAGCACUUGUUCAUUGCAAGGAUAAACGGGAAAUAGUGGAAAAUAUAUAUAGCACAUACCGUAAAUUAGUGAGAAAAUUGGAUAUUGAGUUGGAAAAGUUCCGAAUGGAAUUAGAGGCCGAUAAUUCAGGAAUAACAGAACAAAUAGAAAAAAAAUGCACUGGGGAAAGCGAUAACAACAAAUUCGAAGGCAGAACGUUGGUUAUUUCUUAG